This is a messenger RNA of Cucurbitaria berberidis CBS 394.84, 1582 nucleotides long. RefSeq lists its product as uncharacterized. The record is from RefSeq and is a predicted model, not a curated record. NCBI's taxonomy places the organism in Eukaryota, Fungi, Ascomycota, Dothideomycetes, Pleosporales, Cucurbitariaceae. The transcript is spliced from 3 exons. Bases 371 to 1246 code for a protein of 291 amino acids.
ACCCGAACCAUUGCAAAGCCGAAUGUUGCAAACUCCCAAGAAAUUCCCAACACUCUUCUUCGAGCGAGGUUAAGAGGACUGAUAGAUGAGGGAUUGAGAUGAUGCCGACGAAUCGAAGCUGGGACUGGACGGACAGUAGAUACUCCAGUAUAUGAUCGACGCUAGGUGCCCAGGCCGUUGAUAUUGUGGCUCCCUGAGAUUGGAAAGUGUUGCUGCUAUGAAGGAAUAGGUUUAGUACCUCUCCAACCUUGGAAUCUCCGUUGAUUCAUAAGUCAUACCUCUCCGCUAUCGCGACUUUCGCUCAUUUGUUUUGGCCUCACACUCCCUUUGACUUCAAAUCUCCGUCGUUGUGCGCCUAUUGCCGUUCGUUAUGCUUUCAUUCCAAACCCUUUCGACCGUCCUCUGUCUCUCUUCAACUGUAUUCGCGACGGGGUGCUACUUCCCAGACGGAGGUGUUGCUGGCGCAGACACGGCGUGUAAUCCAAAUGCCCUAGUUUCAGCAUGCUGUUUUGAUAGACAAGCAUGUACCUCUGACGGCCUGUGUGUCUCCGAUCCUCACGAGCCCGCCAAAUCUCGAAUACAUCGAGGGACAUGCACGGAUAAAGCUUGGAAGAGUGGCAACUGUCCGAGAAGUUGUAUGGGUGUCAAAAAUAAUGGCGCCCCAGUUUAUAGCUGCAACUCGAGCAGCGUCGACUCCUACUGCUGCUUGGACAAUUGCCAGUGCAACGACAAAUUCGAGGUCUUCUCCUUUGACCACUCGCCCGCGGACGUUUAUACUGUGACUAUCAUUGGCGAAAUGUUCAGGCCAACCCAUACCUCAACUACCUCGAAUUCCGCCUCAACCGCAAGCGCUACAUCUGCCAACGCCACUGCCACAGCUUCUGCCACAGCAUCGACAGCCGGAGUAACAGACUCGGAACCCAAAUCCCUCAACUCCACCGCUCUUGGUAUAGGACUCGGUGUUGGCAUACCCAGUUUCGCAGCUAUCCUAGUCGGAGCCUUCUUCUUGUGGCGCCACAAGAAGCGUGCGACAACACCAAGCGAUGGCACUAUGGAAAGUCCUUCAGAGCUAGAUGACGUGCAGCUGGUCCCACCACAGACCAAGUACGCACACCAUACUGAGGCAGAGGUGUUAAGCUACGUGCCGAUGGGCGAACUAUCUGCGACGCAGCAGAACCUGGUUGAGCUACCUGCUGGGGAGAGUCCUACCUUGAAUGCUCCUGCGCCUGUGGAAUUAAAGGGAUAAGCCUGCCCGCUUCAGAUGGGGAAUAAACACAUAGGAAGGGCUUGCUGAAGAGCUAUAUGAUUGAUGAUUUGAUUUGUGGAAGUUUUGAAGUGGUCAGCCACUGCGAUGGAUUUAAUGAUACCCAGAUAUAUCGAGAGAUAUUGAUUCCCUAGAGUAUAGAUAGACAAACUCUGAUUACAUCAGUUUAUGAAUCGUAGCCUUGCGAGAGAAAUGGGGUGAAAUCGCGCUCAUAGUGUUGCCAUUGGCUGGCUGGCUGUAAUGAACGCUUGCAUGAACCCGUGGAUUGAGGGUCGCGGGCCGCAACGGUGCAACGGGUGCUGGGAUUCCUCUGCUGGC